UGAAAGAGCGAACUAAAAUGGCUUCUGGUUGUUGUGGGGCAAAAAAGCAAAAACUAAAUAAUUCGUCAAGUGUUCCUUGCAAUACAAUGAAUGGUACUGAAAAUACUAACAACAUUCAUCAUAGUGAAAUGGUGGCUCAUCCUGAUAUGGGUUUUUUCUGUUUCGACGUUUUGUACUGCCAUUUACAUAGUUUAGAACCACCGAAAACUCCUGAUUUCUGCAACGAUCCAUAUCCUUUGUUUGUGACAUGGUCAAUGGGCAGAGAUCGGAGAUUGCGGGGUUGUAUUGGCACAUUCAAUGCAAUAAAUUUACACAACGGUCUUCGAGAAUAUGCUAUUACUAGUGCAGUGAAGGACACGCGCUUCAGUCCAAUCACACGUGACGAGCUGAGCAAGCUGCACGUGUCGGUGUCCAUUCUGCGCCACUUUGAGGAUGGCACGAACUACACGGACUGGCAGGUGGGCGUGCAUGGCAUUCGCAUCGAGUUCCACAACGAGAAGGGCAACAAGCGCACUGCCACCUACCUGCCUGAGGUUGCUCCCGAACAAGGCUGGAACCAAAUCCAAACUAUAGACUCGCUGCUCCGUAAAGGUGGCUUCAAGGGUCAUGUGACACCUGACAUCCGACGCAGCAUCAAGCUGACCCGCUACCAGAGUGAAAAGGUGACAGUCGACUACCAGGAGUACCUCAACAACUGGCGCAACCGCACCUCCUGCUAGCAGCAACUGUGGGGCGUGGUCAGUCCUGGCCCCGCCCCUUCGUGGGGAAUGGUCAGUCCUGGCCCCGCCCCUCCGUGGGGAGUGGUCAGUUCUGGCCCCGUCCCCUCAGCGGUCACGCCUCCAAUCCUCGCUCCACCACUGCCGCCGCCCUUCUUCCCGCCCCCCUGGUGGCAGCCGCCGCCCCACAACAACCAACAACCUCACCCCCACCACCACCCUCACCACCAGUCGCCCUACACGAGUGGUGGAUCUGCAGCAUCUGGUGGUAGUGGAGGCUGUAGCAACCACAUCCAGCACAAGAGACGCAAGUGACAUGACCAACUAUUGUCAACUAACAAAGCAAACAAUUGGCUCACCAGUUGCUGUUUGAUCACUUGUUAUUGGUGGUCCAAAGCAAUCAAAUGCCUGACUGACUGUUGCAUCAAAUUGUCGACCUAUUGCUGGCAUCUGAGCAACACAUUUAGCAACUCGAAGAUGAAAUAUGUGUGUUGUAACGUGUUGAACAUCAUGAGACGCAAUUCAUUGUUGACGAAUCGCUGUGUCUUGUAUUGUGUAGCUUCUGGUCUGGUCGUUCAGCUAAUUGUCUGUAUAGUCGUCUUUGGAAGCUCUUGAUUCGAUGUUGAAUGUUGUGUUUUUCCCAUCCAUCUCUAAUGGCCGAUUGUUGUAUUGAAAAUUCGUCCAAGAAUGCUGGGACUUGAAUUUUGUUUUUUAUUGAUGAAAGUAGUUUUUCAUUUGGUGCACUCCGAGUUUGAGUUUUUGUUAUUUUAUUGAUUGAAGGUUUAGGGAAAUAAAUAUUGUAGUAGUGACAUAAUUUCGAUUUUUAAUGAGAAGUAGGCAGGAAAGUUUGGAUCAAGGAAGUAUAUUAUCUCUAUCAAUCUUUGUUCGGGACGACAGAGCCAAAUUAUUUUGAAUUCUCAUUGAUCUCAAUAAUUGACUUUUGAUAGAUUUGAAUUUGCUAGAACUUAUUAUUUACACAAAUUAUUGGUAAUCUUUUUAUAAUGGAUCUAACGAGUUGUGUUCUGUGGAAAGCUGGAAUCUAUAAGCUACAUACUUAUUGUCAAGGGUAACCGUCCACUGGAACCGUAUUCAACCGAUCCGUUCGGCCGUUGGAUCGGACGAAUCUGCCGGCCGUUAAUUCGGCCGAAUAUGGUCGUCCAUUGGAACAGUUUACGUCAGCCUAGUUCAGUAGUUGGCUGAACUAUUGAAUAUUGAAUUAACUACUAUCAUAGCCACCAACAUUUUUCAUAAACAAUGAUUAUAGGUAUUGAGUUUUAAAAAAAUUGAAUAAACAAAUAUCCACUAAAUUAGUUAUUCAUUACAAAAAUCUUACCUUCAGAUCCUAUUUAUUCAGUAAUCAUUGUCCAUAGAUUCCUUUGAACAUCACGAAGAUGAUAUAUUUUGUCUCGCAUAUCCCACAAUGAAACAUGCUCUUGAACCAAAGUUAUCAACUUUUCAUUGUCCAUAGUUACAACUUUAUGAAACAGAACAACUUCAAAAAACAAAAACAAACAAGACUGUGAAACAAUUUUAGGUUAGGAACACUUUGUUGUCUCAGCUCGACUAGCUAGUUUGGCCGGAUAGAGCCGGGAAAUCCCAUUCAAUUUGGAUCGAAAACUUGAUCGGCCGAAGACGGUCGUGCACGGCCGUCUGAACCUGUUGUAAUGGACGAGCAUCUAUUCCUUUCUUUGUUGGGGAAUCGUUCGGUAGUUUUCGGCCGAUGCUAGUUCGGACGAAAAUUGUUGUAGUGGACGGCCCACCUAAAGAGAUUUGCCAUGAAACAAUAUGUCUCAUGUUUCUAUUAUUCAACUUGACAUUUACAUUUUUUCGAUUUGUAGGGGUUGGGACAGGGAAGUACAUAUAUAUUUUCUUGUUCUAUAUAGUACUUCUCUAUAACAGCUGUGUCGUUCUUAAGUUGGUUAUAAAACAAAUAAAUAACUCUUUAUUCAAUGACAAGUACAUUACAGAAUAACAAUAAUCAAAUAUUUAAUUCAACAAAAAUGCGUAGUGUACAGUCAAUGAAUACAAUACUGUUUGCUAAAGGAUGAACUUUGUCUGCCAACAGGAGCAUAUCUCAUAAUUGGCAAUAACGUAUUUGAAGAGGAAAACAGCCAACUUUGAAGAGAAUUGUCUCAAUUGGAGUAUUUGAAAACCUUUUAAGUAUCCUAGAAUAUCUUGGGCAGCUGGAGUCGAUGCUUAACUUUUCCAUCAUACGACAAAAAAUCUGUUAAGUUCGCGGUACUUCGCUGUACUGUACAGCUUGAACAUACUAUAUUGAAUGAUUAAUUGCUUCACUUUGAUACGGCUUUAUUUGAAAAUAGUUGAAUACAGUAGAAUCGGUCAGACUUGAAAGUAGAGAAAUGUGCAUCCUUUCUAAGGUAUUGUUUACUGCCUGAAUCGUGUAAUAGAUAGAAAUCUUUUUGUAAGAAUGUUCACACAGGUUCCUGAAGUUCAAAUUUGCAUCACUAUGUCUCCCAACGUUCAAUAAAGUAGUUUGUUUUAUUUCUGCUGACACAUGCUGCUCGAUGUUACAUCUUGUUAUUCAUUAGAGAUGGCCGACAGCGGAUUACUAGAAUCUCAUUGAUGCGUAUUCUCAUUUCAAAGUGACAGACUAGUGUCACAUGCUCAACUUGCUUUAUACUUUUGACUCAUUGUCACAAUGAAUGACAAUAUUGUAUAUUCAACCUACACGAAUUAGCAAGUUAUGCUAUUUUUGAUGUUGUAAUCUUGCUCUCCAAAGAUAUCAGUCCUAUUUAUUUUUGAAGUUAUUUUAUUCAUCUCUGUUACUAAUAUUUCUGUUUUAUAGAAUAGAAAUAUUCAUUUGUCAUAAGGGCCAAGCCCUAAACAAAGAGUUGUACACGAAUCUGUUUUAUAAUCGUUUGAUUUUUGGGUUGAUGAUAUUCCAACUAGGUAAAAUUUAUUUUUUACUCCAAAUGGAGGUUACUAGAAGUUAUUUAUUAUUGACAUUUUUUUACAUUUUUGUUACUAUAUCAUUUUUUCUAUUUUCCUGUGCUUUUAUGAUCAGUGAAUAACAAAUCUAAAACCUUUGUAUAAUAUUUUGCGCUAUUUAUUUUAUCAAUGGAUGUUACACACAACUCUAUUCUUCAAUAAACGUUUUCAACUCUUCCAGUUUUGCUUUAAUAUUCAAUUGGGGAUAACAAUAGAAUUGGCUGUAGAAUUCCCUGGAUUUGCAGGAUAAAUUGGUAACUAGUGCUUGUUUAUGAAUUGAUGAAAAAAUAUAAACAUUCUCGGUAGCCUGAAAAAGUGUUUAGAAACUGCUCACUCCAUUUUUUAGAAGUGUGGUUGGUGUUGUAUCAUCGAAGCAAAUCCGAUCCGUCAUGAAGUUUUUUAUUAACGCUGCGUGUAUGUUGUGAUUAAUCGAUGUAAUUCACUAUAAACAUUUAAAACAAACGAUGUAUAUUAUAUUAAAUGUUGUUGGUAAUAUUAUGUCUUGAUCGGUAGAAUUUAGUUAUAAUCUAAUCUAGUUUAAUGAAUAACGAGUAUUUCACCGAAUAAAUAUAAAAUGCUAGAGUAAGUGAUGGAAUUUCAGUAGAGUUGGUUUCAUUGAAUGAAGAGCAUGGCUACAAAUACAUUUCAAUACAUUUCAAAAGUAUUUUGGUUCAAUACAUUUCAAAAGUAUUUUGGUAUCGUACUAGAUUAUCUUAUGGAUUUCUGUGUAAGAAGAACAUGCACUGAUCUAAAAAUUUGAAGUUUAAACACCAAUGUUGCGUAAUAAGAAUAACCAAUCCAAAUAUUGAUAAUUAUUCUCAUACUACUCAUGACUUGAAGAAUCAUUACGACUACAUUAAGUGUCUCAAGAGUUUUUCGAAUUACAACUAGUUGAAUGCUCAAAACCAUAACUACGUCAAUCUAUCAUCAAUCAUUCUCUCAAUAAUCUAUUGUAACUUGUCUCUAAUUCAUAUUCCUUUCUGCUAUUCUGACUAUUGUAACUUGUCUUUAAUUUAUAUUCCAUUCUUACAUUUUGGAAACAAAUAACUACUCUAUCUAGAUCUGUACCAAAUUGGAAAUUCACUCAAGUGAUAGGUUGAUUAAAAUGUAUCACCUUAUUACCUCAUGUAAAUUCACACUUUGGGUUUUGAACAUGACAAUCAACCAUAUUAAUUAUGCUAGUGCAGCAUAACUGAACAUAUUCUUCAAGCUCUUUUAAAAAUAACCUUGUAGGAGCCAGGUAGAGACCUAUAUCGGCCUAACCUUUAAACCCUGUCGCCUGUCAAGUUGAAACAAACAUUUUAAACCUCUUUAUCUCACUUUUUCAGUCUGAAAUGCUAUUUUAUUCUAAUAAUUCCUCAAAUUCCUUGAAAAAUAUGAAAACCAAAUUAUAUUUUGAUCUUCAAUAUUUCAGAACUUAUUAUGUUUAAAACAUCGUUUCUCAACUUGAAUCAUGAAAUACACGGUUGAUUUAGUAAUUUGCAAUGCUGUGUAAUGUUAGCAACUGAAAUUAGGUUCAAGAGACAAAAUGCUGCCUUAAGUUAGAAAGAGAUGAACUGGAUGCAACUGAACCGUUUGAAUGUAUGUUGAUAUCUCGGGUAAAAUAUAACAUAAUUGUCGCCUUGUCUACUAGUGUAAAUAAUUUUUGUGGAGAUAGAAAUAUCAAUGAAUUUCAUGGAUGUGCUUUAUUCAUGUCUCAAUAGAUCCUUUUCUAUUGCGGUAUUACAAGAUGUUAAUCAGUAAUUUGAUUUACGGGGAAAAAUCGAUGAAAAAUCCCCGUUUUACCACCUGUAUUUUUGUGGAAGGUGUUUGAAAAUAUUGUUAAAAUAGAAAACAUUAGAAAUUUCCAGUCGAUUGGAAUGUAAAGUGCUUACUGUAAAUUGUCAUAAUUUAACCUGGAUGAGUGAAUAGUUAAGUCCACCGAAUGCGGCAUCUCUAUCUGUAUGUAUAUGAAUGAGAUACUUUGUAUACUGAAGAGCCUGGCUGUAUUUUUCGGCUGAUAUUGAUAUAAUAUCGUAAUAACUGAUUGCUAUUCACUGCCAAUUACCAUGUAACUUUUUCUAUUCAAUAUAUUCAUUUAUAGGUACUAUUUUAGUUAUGUUUUUAUUAAUGAUGCAUGUAGUUUUAACUCAAUAUGUUUAUUAGAUGUCUAUUAGUGCAGAAAAAAUAGAUGAUAAGUUUUGUUCAUUCACAUUCUAUUAGUCUUUUUUAUUCAUAUGAGAUAUCUGCGUUAGUUUUAUUGAUAUUAAAAAGUUUAUAAU
Molecule: messenger RNA, 5926 nt
Organism: Nilaparvata lugens (brown planthopper)
Lineage: Eukaryota; Metazoa; Arthropoda; Insecta; Hemiptera; Delphacidae
Product: AMMECR1-like protein
Exons: 4
Coding region: 18-719 (233 amino acids)
Source: RefSeq, a predicted model, not a curated record